Messenger RNA from Dimorphilus gyrociliatus, 1391 nucleotides. Lineage: Eukaryota; Metazoa; Annelida; Polychaeta; Dinophilidae. The record is from the annotation of a GenBank genome assembly.
AUCUGUAGGUUAUAUUUUCGACCUUUAUUAAAAUCAAUAUGGCGACUACGGAAAACGAGGCGCCAAAUCUUUCCUAUUCAAAUUCUGCGUCCAAUCGCAAGGAAUCUCAGGUGAAAGUGGUACUGGGUGCUCAAUGGGGUGACGAAGGAAAAGGAAAAAUUGUCGAUUUGUUGUCAGAGGAAGUCGACGUGGUGUGUAGGUGCCAAGGUGGUAAUAACGCUGGCCAUACUGUAGUGGUUGGCGAAAAGGAAUACGAUUUUCAUCUUCUACCGAGCGGAGUUGGUCAUGAGAACUGUAAGUCUCUUAUAGGAAAUGGCACGGUAAUUCAUUUGGAGGAUUUAUUCCAUGAAAUAGAGAAGAAUGAAAGUAAAGGUCUUCGUAGGAUUAGCAAAAAUUUACUAAUAUCUGAUAGAGCCCAUAUCGUUUUCGAUUUGCAUAAAAUGGCCGAUGCAAACCAAGAAGAAGUUCGUGGCAACAAAAGCUUCGGAACUACAAAAAAAGGCAUUGGUCCAACUUACUCCUCCAAGGCUACGAGAAAUGGCAUACGCAUUGCGGAUUUAGUGCACGAAAAUUUCGAAUUGUUUAGCGAAAAGUAUCGAAACUUGGUUGCUUAUCAGACUGAACGAUAUAAAAAAUUAAACGUUAAUGUUGACGAGGAUUUGAAAAAAUACUUUAAGCUCAGAGAGAAAUUGCGAGAUAUGGAUAUGGUAGUCGACUCUGUUUUGUGGUUAAACUCAAAAAUUACUAAUGGGUCGAGAAUCUUAAUAGAAGGUGCCAAUGCAAUUAUGUUGGAUAUUGAUUUCGGAACUUAUCCAAACGUAACUUCUUCUAAUUGUUCCAUUGGGGGUGUUUGUACUGGCCUUGGCAUUCCCCCUCAAAGCAUAGGGGAAGUUUACGGUGUUAUUAAAGCUUAUACUACCCGUGUUGGAACUGGACCUUUUCCUACUGAGCAAAAUAACGAAAUUGGAAACCGACUACAAACUGAGGGCAAAGAAUUUGGAGUAACAACUGGAAGAAAACGACGUUGCGGCUGGUUGGAUACUGUUCAACUACGUUAUUCAACAAUGGUGAAUGGAUUCACCCACGUUGCCAUUACGAAGUUAGAUAUUUUGGAUGGCUUUGAUAAGCUAAGAGUGGGAAAGAGUUAUAAACGAAACGGUAAAACGUUGAAAUCUUUCCCCGCCUCUUGCGAUGAGCUAUCUGAAGUAGAAGUUGAAUACGUAGAUAUUGAAGGAUGGAAAGAAAAAACACAAGAUGUAAAAAAAUUUGAAGAUUUGCCUGUCAACGCACAAAAAUAUAUCUAUUUAAUCGAAGACUUAGUUGGCGUAAAGGUCCGCUGGAUCGGUGUGGGCCAGUCGAGAUCAUCAAUAAUAAUACGUGAUUGCCAAUAA